AUCUGUAAAAUAGAACCGGAAGUUCCGCAAUUACUCCUGUCAAUUUCUCUAGAAAAAAUGAGAUCUUGUAGUCGUAUUCGGAUCUUUCAAGAUAUAGGUUGACGAAUCCAGUUGCAAUGGAUAGGUUACAAUGUUCACCUAGUUCGAGUACAGACUCGAUAAGUUCUGAAGAAGAAGAAAAGCUUAGAAGGCUUUUCGAAGCUUGCGAUCGCGAUGGAGAUGGAUAUAUAGACAUGUAAGCCUAAGUUGUUUUGAUUUUUCACUUUGUUUACAACUUGUAAAGUUUCAUAAAUAUAGCAUAUAUACUUUAAGAAAAUAUAUUCUAUGUGUGAGUCAGUAUGAGAAAGUCUAAUUGAAUAAAUGUCAAGAAUGAUUUAGAUUCGACAUAAAAUUUGUACCCUUCUUUCUUUUGGAGAGAAUGUUUUCUAUUGUUAAAUUGACUGUAAAUUACAUUAAGCAAAUGUUCUGUUCUCUUUUCUAAAGACUUUUUAUUUUAUUUGCAAAUUUAAUCAUUGAAUGGAUAAGUUACGUAUGUAGAAAGGAAAGGGUUGGCGUUAGAGGGCUGUGAGCAUUUUAUAUUUGUUGACUGGACUAUCCAUUGGUUUAACAAUUUGCCUAUAUGUGCGCAAGAACGUGAGCAUUGAAUUUGCACUUGUAAGAUAUUUAAGGUGUAUUGAAAGAUAAAAAUUUAGUCAUUAAUGAUCUGUUAUUUUAUAUUUACAUCCUCAAUGAUUCAUCCUGUGAAAUGUAAUUAUUUGUUCCAUCGCCUAAAGCAAACUUUGAAUUCAUUCUACCAAAAGUCUCUUAAGAGUCUUUUGCGUUUUUUUUAUGGUUAAUUUUCAUAUAAAUUUUACGACGCUGUUUUUUCACUUGACCUAAUUCUGAAACUUUUAACUUUUUUUAUUUUCAUAAUGAGUUUUUAAGGGCAGAGUUUGCAAUAAAAUAAAAGAAAAAUAGAGACAAUAAUUGAUGAAAGAUGCUAUAAUGUUGCCCAGAAGGAGGGAAAUAACUUAUUUGAAUGGUUAAGAUUGAUGCCCUUAUUGACUCUACGCUAUUUAUUCAACAAACAAUACCGCAAACAGUACAAACAAUGAACGUUUUGCAGGGAAGAUCUGAAAGAAAUGUGCCAUCAAUUACACUUGGAAGACUCCGUCGAGGAGAUCAUCGUCCAUUUCAACCAUCAAGGCCUGUACAAUCGUAUUUCCUAUGAACAAUUUGCCAGAUGUGGAAUGCAGCUAAAGCCUGAAAUUGAAUUGCAAGAAUGUAGACCGCCCCCUCUCCCUCCAAGGCGGACAGUCACAUUCUCAAAUGUGAAUCAAUAUAUAGACGAAGCUGCGUUGGCGCAAAACAGUUUAUAUUCAAUGUUGGAAAAAUCAGAUCCGGCUGUUCUGAAACAUAUCACGCAACGGGUAGAAUGCUCUAAAACCUUACAAUUAUGCAAUUCGCUCCAUCUUGCGUCUCUGCAAUCUUUAAUUGCCGAAAAAGUUGCUGUUAAACAAGAAAUAUCGGUGUUAGAAAAUGACAGGAGUCGCUACGAAGAACGAGUGACCGAACUACAGUCUGUUAUAGCUGAAUUACGGAAGAAGAUUACUACGUCCUCCAAACAUAUUGAUGUUAUUAGGGAAGAGGAAGAAGAAGAAAACGAUAGUGUUGAAGUAGAGCAACCUAACACAAAUUUGGGAGCCUCAGCUCAAGUUGAAAAAGACAAUAUGAAUAAUUUACAUAUAAAGUAUUCGACGGAACCUCAUCAAUCUCUGCCUAACUUGCAUUAUUCCUUAUCGGGUGAAGAUGACGUAAGAGAAUUGAAAUCUCAACUGCAUCUCAUCAGAAUAGAGCGCGAUGAACUCAAAAAAAGGAUUGACGGUUCAAAUACUUCAUCAUCGAAUCAUUAUGAGAGCAUUGACCAAUUAGAUACUAUUCAAAAUUCCAAAUCCUGCUCAAGUCCUGUAAAAAUAGCAGAAAAGAAAAAAUUAAAGACCGUUUUUGAUAGGACAUCUCUUUUGGGUUCGGAUUUGACAAGUUGCAACUCCGGAUUAGAGAGUGCAUGUAUAGCGGAACAACUAGUUCACGAUUGGAGAGAAAGCUCAAAAAUUCAAGAAAUGAUUCAAGGUAUUGGUGCCGGUAAUUUACCUGAUAGAGUGGUCAAAGAGUUUGAAAUAGAAGUUGAGAGAUUGAACUCUAAAGUUGAACAUAUUAAAGCUCAAAACGACGUUCUUUCUCUCUCGCUUUCAGAAAGUAAGGCUCAUAGUGAUCGACUAUCUCAAUUGCUUGCCAAAUACGAAUCUAAUCAGACUGCUCUGCAAAUUGCAUUAUCGAAUGCUGAACAGGCGAUCGAAUGCUUUGAAGUUCUACUUGCUUUUGCUACAGCUGAUAGACAGCUACUAUCGCCUAACUGCAGAGUCAGCGAUUCGGAAAAGUCGCUAAAUUCAAGAAGAGACGCUGAGAGGAGAGCUAAACGAUUGCUGAACAAUCGUCAUAGACAAAGAACAACUCAGUCAGCACCCUGGGAAUCGAUAUCUACGAACUCAUCGACAACAACUAACACGUCGAGCGGGGCUGAAACUGAUGAAGAAUCAAAGUUAAAAGAUAUGAUAGCCGACCUUAAACUAGAAAGGUCCGCAGUGAAGUCGACAGUUGUUGACUUGGAGAGCGUUCACAACGUCGAUCCCCCGCCCACUCAGAACCUCUCAACGCAGCGUCUUGAUUUAGAAAAUGCAGUACUCGUUCAGGAAUUAUUAGCUGUCAAGGAAGAGCGAGCUGAAUUAAGGUCCCAAAUACACAAUCUACACAAAGAAAAAACAGCUCUUCAAGUCCAAUUAUAUGGCAAAAAUGAACUUGACAAUACUAAUGUUGAACAGCUGCAGAAGGAAAUGACAAAUGGUACAUUGAAUAGUACUUUAACGUUGGCCGAUUUACCCCCCGACGUCGACGAGGUUUUCAAAAGGGAAAAGAAACUUAAAAAUAGAGUUCAUGAAUUAGUAAGUACUUUAGAGCGAAUGUCGAAGAACGCUGAAGCUCGGCACCAGCAGUCGACUGAUUUAGUAAAUGAAUUGAAAAAUGCCAAUAGCGCCCUUAUCACUGCUUUUGAAAAGGCUAAGAAAAAAUAUCAGGCUAAAAUUAAGAAAUUAGAGACCAAAGUACAAACAGUAACAGGUUUAUGCGAGGCUCAGGUUAAAUCUCUGAAGCAGAGGAUUGCUCAAUUAGAACACUCUGUAAACGGCGGCGUAUUACCCCCAACAAGCCAAUCACCACAGCCAGCACCAAGCGAAACAUCUUUAUGA
Molecule: messenger RNA, 3281 nt
Organism: Dimorphilus gyrociliatus
Lineage: Eukaryota; Metazoa; Annelida; Polychaeta; Dinophilidae
Source: the annotation of a GenBank genome assembly